GGCACGAGACCGGAAUGAGUUAAUUGAUUUCCGAGUGAAAUCACAUAACACCGACUGUAAUGAUAAUAAUAAUUGUAAUGUCGUCAUCGUAGUAAUAUGAUAAUAAUUUUAGCCGGCAUUGUAGGUGAAUAGGAGGUACGUGUGCAUAUAUAUCGCACACGUUAUUUUUAUUACUAACUCGCCGCUCGCAUAAACGAUAAUUGGAUAAAACGUGAUCAGAUUUAUUGAGUGCAAUAAUGUAAUGUGCAGCCAACAGCUGUGAGUGUGUGUGUGCGCGCGCGUGUGUUUCAGUCCGUUAUAAAUGUUUGGUCCUCCGACGUCACCAGCACACUUUCGAUUUAACGUCCGAACACGCCGCUAUAUAGAUAGGUACAACCACAUAGGUAUAUGACAUUUAAUUCGGUGCAUACGUACGUAUUAUAUACCGAACACCACGUCCCGCGAUCGGGCGAUUUCACAUAAUUAUUAUUGUUGUUAUAGUAUAUUGCACACUAUUAGUACUUAGUACUAUUUACGCGGCGAAACGGUCACCAUACAAUCGUCGUUAUAUUAUAUUAUUAUCAUUUUGACGGAAUAAUAUUAUCUGCGAGUACGCGUCCGCGUGCACCAAUCGUAUUGAAUUCCCGACGACGGUCAGUAUAUACCUAUAACAGUAUGGGUUCGACCAAGUUGAACAUUGCUUUGGUUUUGUUGCAAUUGACUGGAAUGUGCAUGUGCCAAAAGUUCGGUGCAGUUUACCGGAGACCGGUGACCCCGGACAGGCAGAUCGCAGUCGCCCAACAACAGUACGCGAAUGACGCGGCGCAACAGUCGGUGGCCGCCGGUGACGUUUACCAACAAUAUCCGGAACAGCAGUACAACUACCCAACACAGCCGUACUACUAUCCGGCGCAGCAGAAACAAACGUUGGAGAAGCAGCAGCAGGCUAGGCUGGAGCAACAACAGCUCCAGCUCCAGCAGUUGCAACAGCUGCAGUCGCCGUACAAGCAACAGCAACUGUCGGCGUGGGAUUACUAUCAGCCGGCGGCGUCACCGCAGCAAUACAGCAGUGAAUACCAACAGCAAUUGCAGCAGCAACCACUGCAACAGCAAUCGCAGCAACAGCAGCAGUAUUACCAAACCAUGGAGAAACCACUGUUCAGACCGGCGACCAUACCGGUGAACGAGGCGCCCGCCGAGGGUCCGCAGCAACAGAAGCCGAACUUGAGCUUGUACCAGCAGCAAAGUGGAGCGUUGGCCAAUCAGCAGCAAUUGCCGCAAAACCCGCUGGGAGUAUACUACUCAUCGGCCGCCGACGUGUCGAAAUUUCAAUUUUCAGGCAACGGUGUCAGCUAUUCGUAUUGAAUAAUAAUGUGUGAAUUUUGUUAUGCUCUUUUUUUUUUUUCUGUUUUGUUUUUAUUUCAUUAAUACUAAUUUUAUUGUUUGUUCUGUUAUAUUUUCAUAA
Rhopalosiphum maidis (corn leaf aphid) is the source of this 1444-nucleotide messenger RNA. Its product is annotated as splicing factor 3B subunit 4-like. The record is from RefSeq and is a predicted model, not a curated record. The coding region runs from base 655 to 1344 and encodes 229 amino acids. Lineage: Eukaryota; Metazoa; Arthropoda; Insecta; Hemiptera; Aphididae. The transcript is spliced from 2 exons.